CGUGCCAUUGCCACAGUAUCGCGUAAACCACCGAGUUGGUUUGUGGGUUCACUAUUGGAUUUUCGUCCGGAGUCGGAGGUUGAUAAGCUUUUUACCGGUAUCGCAGAGCUAGGGUCAUCAUGAUACUGAAAAUGUUUCGCAAAAAUCUGCGCCUUAUCGCACAACAAAUGAGCACACACGGCGCAAAUCGAGCUGCCACGCAGAAAUGGUCCCCAUCGGUGAGAAGAAUUAUUGGAGGCAGUAUUGGCGCAGGAGGUGUUGCUUUCGCGGCGUACUAUUGGUCCACCCGAGAUGAGGUUCAUAUGGCUGCAGCCGGUUCCGUCAACCGAUUUGCAGCGGUGUCACGGUACAUGACCGAACCGAUCACCGAUAGGAGAGUGCUAGACGAGCAUCGCCAUGACAUGAAGUGCCGUAUGGAGGAGCUGGUGAUGAAGAUACAGCACGACUUUUGUCGGGCACUCGAGGCCGAGGAGUCUUUUGGGAAGAAGUUUAGCGUUGAUCGGUGGGAAAGAAAGGAGGGCGGCGGUGGCAUUACCUGUGUCUUGCAAGAUGGUGAAGUAUUUGAAAAGGCCGGUGUAAACAUUUCGGUCGUCCACGGUAAUUUGCCGAAGGGCGCCAUUCAGCAGAUGAGAUCACGCGGCAAACAGUUCGCCGACGGUGAGCUUCCCUUUUUCGCGAUCGGCGUGAGCUCUGUAAUACAUCCUCGGAAUCCGAUGGUACCAACGAUUCACUUUAACUAUCGGUACUUUGAGGUAACGGAUUCGGCAGGUCAGAAGCAGUGGUGGUUCGGCGGAGGCACAGACCUGACACCGUACUACCUGGACGAGAGCGAUGCCAAACACUUUCACCGCGCUCUGAAGGAAGCCUGCGAUCCGCACGAUCGCUCCUACUAUCCGACGUACAAGGAGUGGUGCGAUAAGUAUUUCUUCAUUCCGCACCGCAACGAACGCCGAGGGGUGGGAGGCAUCUUCUUCGACGAUCUGGACACACCGGACGCGGACCGCGCCUUUGAUUUUGUGUCUUCCUGUGCCCACUCAGUUAUUCCGUCCUACCUGCCGUUGGUUCGUCGGCAUAAGAAUGACGCCUACGGCGAUCGGCAACGCCAGUGGCAGUUGUUGCGCCGCGGGCGGUAUGUCGAGUUUAAUCUCAUUUACGAUCGAGGCACCAAGUUCGGACUUCACACGCCCGGUGCUCGGUUCGAGAGCAUCCUCAUGUCAUUGCCACUGACCGCGAAAUGGGAGUACAUGCACGUGCCAGCUGAAGGAACGGAGGAAGCCGCCAUUGUUGAGGUACUCAAAAACCCCAAAAACUGGUUGGCAACGUAGGUGGCACUUGGCACUCCGGAAUAAAAGUGUUGCAUGAACAAAUUUAAGCCCUUUUGCAGUAUAUUAAAUGUGAUCGUGUCUUUUAAUUUGUUCCAAAUUGUACAGAUAAACGUCUUCCUAUGAUUCGAAUGCUGACAGAGUGAAGUUGAAGAGUAUGCUAGGGAUUGUUAA
Anopheles cruzii is the source of this 1496-nucleotide messenger RNA. It is a transcript of the gene Coprox, whose product is annotated as oxygen-dependent coproporphyrinogen-III oxidase. The transcript has 3 exons. Gene Ontology annotation, molecular function: coproporphyrinogen oxidase activity. The coding region runs from base 120 to 1325 and encodes 401 amino acids. Gene Ontology annotation, cellular component: mitochondrial intermembrane space; cytoplasm. The record is from RefSeq and is a predicted model, not a curated record. Lineage: Eukaryota; Metazoa; Arthropoda; Insecta; Diptera; Culicidae.